GGCGAAACAGAAUUUGCUACUGCGGCGCCAUCCUUGGCAGGAACGCCAAACCGGUCCUGGAACACGUAGCCUGCACCGCUUUCUGCGUGGGGUGACGUGACCGCGUUCGGUCGCCGGUUCCAGACGCCGCUAAACGUCCUGGAUAUGGAGGAAUACUCGUUCUUUCAGAUUGCCGAAAAGCAGUUCGGGGACGAGCUCGAGUUGCUUGAGAGGGCCGCCUAUGUCACCCGCGACGUAUUUCAGAUGUCUUCACUGCUCGACUCAUUCACACAAGAACACGAAGGAGGUGCCCGCUGCUGGAUGGUGACUCAAGCGGUCCUGGAUAUGGUGGCAUACAGGAUCCCGCAGUUUGCCGAAAUGCAGUUCGGGGACGACCUCGAUUUGCUCGAGAGGGCCGCCCAUGUCACCCGCGACGUAUUUCAGAUGUCUUCACUGCUCGACUCAUUCACACAAAAACACGAAGGAGGUGCCCGCUGCUGGAUGGUGACUCAAGCGGUCCUGCAUAUGGUGGCAUACCGGAUCCAGCAGUUUGCCGAAAUGCUGUUCGGGGACGACCGCGAGUUGCUCGAGAGGGCCGCCCAUGUCACCCGCGACGUAUUUCAGAUGUCUUCACUGCUCGACUCAUUCACACAAGAACACGAAGGAGGUGCCCGCUGCUGGAUGGUGACUCAAGCGGAGGAGUUGAACAAGUUCCUGAACCCGUUCGGCAUGGAGUUCAACGAACUGCCGGAAGGCAGCCUGGACUUCGCGAUGGCCCACAACGAUCCCGUGGCCCCCGACGACCCCAGAGCGGUGGUCCUUUUCUUGUUCACGCUGUGGUUCCUGCGCGAGCACCGCUGUUUCUCCGGCGUCAGCCUGGACGUGUCGGUGCUGCAGCGCUUCCGGCCGGUGCAGUUCCUGCGGCACGUCGCGUUGGCCAAGCGGGUCGCCACGGUCCACCUGGUCGGCGUCGAGGGCAUCGAGCUCCCGUUCGACGUGUGCCCCCUGCUUGCGGCGCUCGAGCAAACGGAGCUGCUGACGCACGUCACCCUCGACAGGGUAACAGUGGUGGAAGCUGAGGGCAACUGUCUCUCUUCCGUCGUGAUUGCCAACCCCGGACUCGAGUGUUUGGCCCUUCGGAACGUGACCAUGAAAGACUCCGCCUUGGUCAGACUCGCGCAGGAGUUCAAGGAGCACCGCAGACCGCGAGAGUUUGAGUUGCGAGGAAGAGUCCGUAACAGUGCGGCGCGCGCUGUUACGGUCUCGAGGCUUUUGGACACCUCCUUGCAAAUUCUCCGCUUAGAAAUCACGUGUGACCUCUCCCAGCUGUUCGAGAAACUCAAGGACAACGCGCAGCUGGUGGAGCUCGAGCUAGGGCGCUGUUGCCCGGUCGGCGUCUAUCUGGGCACACUGGCUUCUGCACUGGCCCAAAACAUGACGCUGCGACUGCUCACUCUCAGCCUCGACAUGACAUGGAUGUCGCACAGAAGUUCCUCCUGGAGGCACCUGGGAGCCCUGCUUGAGAACAGCUGCUCGCUGGAAACAUUGUGCCUCCGUGAUGCGUGUGCUGGAAUGCACGCUGUGGUCCCGUUUAGCGAGGCCAUGGAACUAAACCACUGAUCUAGAUUAUUUACCAAGCGUAAACAAUUUUGCGUCCAACAAUACCGGCAAUGAAACCGGUGACCUCGUUCUCAGAGACAUGGUCUCACUCGGUUUUGAGCAAUAGAUUGGAUACGAGUUGUAUAGGCGAACAAUGACAAGUGUUUUGCGUAAAUCAACGAAAUAUACUGAUGAACUAUGC
Dermacentor albipictus is the source of this 1780-nucleotide messenger RNA. RefSeq lists its product as uncharacterized. The record is from RefSeq and is a predicted model, not a curated record. NCBI's taxonomy places the organism in Eukaryota, Metazoa, Arthropoda, Arachnida, Ixodida, Ixodidae.